CAAUCAACCGGCAUAAUGUCGCGCGAAGAAAUUUCGAUGCACAUUCUGAGAAAAUUCGUACUCGACUGCUUUUGUAUAUCAGCACUGGUAGUUCUGAUAUACGUAACAUGGGAUGUUUGGAUUCCGUUCGAGCGAGGCUUCUUCUGCGGUGACGAGAGCUUAAUGUUUCCCUACAGGAAUGACACUGUCACCACGCCGGUGCUCAGGCUGUAUGGGCUCGCCUUGCCUAUCUUAGCUUUUCUUAUCUGCGAGUGGGUGCUCCUGCGCAAUGAAGAUGACACCCAGCGCUGUUUCAACAUCCCCCUGCCAAUGUGGUUGCGGGGCUUCUACUCUGUGCUCGCUUGCUUCGGCUUCGGGACUUGCUUCAUCGAGCUAACCACGAACAUCGCUAAGAACGUGAUCGGGCGACCACGGCCGCAUUUCUUUGAUUUGUGUCGUCCGUCGGUCAAUUGCAGUGACCCCGCCUGGCAACAUCGGUACAUAGAACGAAAUGAAUACACGUGCACUGGCAACUUUACUGAGAAGUUUAACGACAUGCACAUGUCCUUUUUGAGCGGCCACUCUGCUUGGUCGGCGUAUACCAUGGUCUAUUUAGCUCUCUACCUAGAAAAAAGGAUGGUAUGGCGAGGCACCCGCGUCAUCCGGCAUGUGCUCCAAUUUUCCGCUGUGAUGCUGAGCUGGUUCACCGCUCUGUCCAGGGUGUCGGAUUAUAAGCACCACUGGAGCGAUGUACUGGCUGGCUACUUCCUGGGACUCACCUUUGCGGUGCUGGUGUGGACCUGGGGAACAGAUAUCCUGCAGCCAAAGAAGAAACACUCUCCCGUUCCACUUCACGAAGUUUCACAUCAUCAGGUCGAUGGACCGGCGUGAAAAUAAUAUAGAAUCUUAUGCUAUACACGACUGAGGCUGGAACCUUAGUUGUUGGCUUCAUUUCUUCAUUUUGUAAGUUGACGUAGGGUGUACAAAUAAUUUGUAAAUAGUUGUAAAUAGAUUAUAUCUGAGUAAAAUAUUUGCUGUUACGUUAUAAUUACAUUUUAACAUACAAAAAUAUAUUUAUUAAUUUUUAUAGAUAUAUUUUACGAGAGUCGAUACGAUACAGAAAAAAUUUAUACCGGCCGAAUUGAGAACAGGCUCCUUUUUUUAAGUCGGUUAAUGAGGUCUUGAUGUAUCUAAGCUUGCCUCUUCCACUGGUUACACACUCUGUGUCGACGAUUUUAGAAACAAAGUUUUAAAGCCAGUGUCACAAUGCCUGUAAUGUUCUGUGUAAUCUGUUCAACAAUGACAAGUAAGAAAAUAUUCAAAGUCGAAAAGUGUUAGAUAGACUAUCAGUGACUUUAUCAGCAAGUCCUUUUUUCGUGUCACAGUCGGAAAUGGAGCUGGUGGGACGGCUGUAAGCGCUACCACCGCCCAGGAACACUUGGAGGCAUAAGGUCCAUUGCAGAUCUUACGCCUCCGGGUAGGGAUUGAGA
Molecule: messenger RNA, 1469 nt
Organism: Zerene cesonia (dogface butterfly)
Lineage: Eukaryota; Metazoa; Arthropoda; Insecta; Lepidoptera; Pieridae
Product: putative phosphatidate phosphatase
Exons: 6
Coding region: 16-870 (284 amino acids)
Biological process (GO): phospholipid dephosphorylation; phospholipid metabolic process; signal transduction
Molecular function (GO): phosphatidate phosphatase activity
Source: RefSeq, a predicted model, not a curated record